Scedosporium apiospermum is the source of this 1092-nucleotide messenger RNA. RefSeq lists its product as uncharacterized. Lineage: Eukaryota; Fungi; Ascomycota; Sordariomycetes; Microascales; Microascaceae. The coding region runs from base 1 to 1092 and encodes 363 amino acids. The record is from RefSeq and is a predicted model, not a curated record. The transcript is spliced from 2 exons.
AUGAAACCCACCGCGUCCGGACCCAAAGUCCUGCUGGGAGAUCUCUUGCAGUCAGCCGAAGCGGGCUGUCCUGGAUGUGGCGUGCUUGUCAAAGCUAUUCGCCACCAUGCGCCCGAGCAAAUACGGAGCCCAGAACCAUUUGAGCUGAGAAUGUACGAAGAGCGCGGUUUUCUUAUCUUAGCUGUCGUGUCCAGGAAUCCGCCUUACACCAAGGCGAGAGGCGAAGACCAGACGCGCCAGACGCGCCAGACGCUGAUCGAGCUGUUUUCACAAGAUUAUGAAUCGUGCCUGUGGUCAUUGAUUCCGACUAUGCAUGAUGUGCCACAUCCAGAAUCCGUCUCGAGUCCCGAGCUUCUCUCGCAGGCUCGCCAGUGGAUUGCAGGAUGCGAAGCUAGCCACGCAGCAUGUGUAUCACCCCUCUCAUUUUCACUUCCGAAGAGGCUAGUUCAGAUCCAACGUUCUCCCCGAGGGAAACAUGACAAAUUUAGCCUUCGUCUGUUGGAGACGAAGCCGGGGGAUAUCGACCGCUACGUCUGCUUGAGCCACUCCCGGUGCAUGAAUCCAAUCAUAACGACGCAGCGGCGGAAUGUGGACCUACAUUACGCCGCCAUUCCCUGGGACAGUCUCCCCAAGACAUUUCAGGACGCGAUCCAAUUCGUUUUUGAGCUAGGCAUAGGCUUAAUUUGGAUCGACUGCCUUUGCGUUGUUCAGGAUGAUGAUGCUGACCGCCGGGAAGAGGCAGCGAAGAUGCCCGCUUACUACUGGAACUCCUACUUUACGCUCGGUGCAGCAUCAGGCGCUGAUAGCUCAGCAGGUCUGCUUCGCAGGGGCGUCGGCGAAGGAACCACACUCCAGAUCGCUGCCACAGAUGAAAGGACAUCCAAACGAUUCUACAUCACGGCAAGAAAACCGCUAACCCACCAAUUCGAAACCAUCGAUAACGAAAAAGAACGUCUUCUCUCGACGCGUUUCCUCCGUUUUGGUCCUCAAGAACUCAUUUGGGAAUGUCGCCAAACAACUGACUGCCAGUGCGGUGGUGUGGCUCAAAAGUCCGAGGCGCAAUUCCAAUCCAAUGCUGCCUUGAGGAGAUAA